Molecule: messenger RNA, 1562 nt
Organism: Magnolia sinica
Lineage: Eukaryota; Viridiplantae; Streptophyta; Magnoliopsida; Magnoliales; Magnoliaceae
Exons: 9
Coding region: 549-1199 (216 amino acids)
Biological process (GO): proteasome-mediated ubiquitin-dependent protein catabolic process; protein targeting to vacuole; protein catabolic process in the vacuole
Cellular component (GO): extrinsic component of membrane; GID complex
Source: RefSeq, a predicted model, not a curated record
GGCUUUUGGUCUUUGCUGUUUAUAACCCGAGAAGAGAGCCGAAAAAUGACCGGACGAACCGGUUAUUUCUCUCACUCGACCCGAUCCCUUUUUAGCCGGUCCCCACGCGGUUAAACAACCCGAUCGAAGUUUACAGCAUACACAUCGACAUAUUGUUAUAGGGUCGAACGGCUACGUUCUCGACGUCUUCUACAACAAUACAUCGCAGAGUAUUUUAGCAAGCAUCGUGGUUCGCUUGCAGCGGCUUUUUUUGUCUCGACCGGGUUAUCCGGUAGCCACGCGGUCAAACCCCCAACUUAGACCGGUUUGAAGGAAUGAAAACCCGGAACUUCCGGUCGCUGUGCUGUGCUCUACCUAACCGGACGGGAGGCGGUUCGAUUCCCGGCCUUGCGCCGGCUCAGACCGGCCCCAUAUCUCGCCAGCGCCUUUUCUCGAAGGAGUGGUUGCUUUUCUUCGAUGUUUAUAUAAAACCGAAGGGCGGAGAGAGGCAGAGAUUCUCCGAUCUUUUGCUUCGUUGAUUGAGAUCCGGCCCACGAUCGUUCGACGAAAUGCCUGUGAGAGUAGCGGAGACUUCAGCUCCUUCGCAAGUUUCAGGUGAAGGUGCAAAUCCUGGAAGUGCUCUCCCUUCUGCUUGUUCACUUUUGAGUGUGGGACAGGCAUUUGCUGGAACUCAAAAUGUUUCGAGUGUACAAAAAGAUGAAGCAUGGAGGGUCAAUGUAAGGAUUCAAGGUUGUGAUCUUGAACACGGUUAUCUAUGUGGCACUAUGGAAGCGCUUAAUGUGCCUUUGGCAGAUACUCCAGUAGUGACAUUUUGGGAGGGGGAAAUUGUUGAUAUUAAGAACUAUACAUUUUUCACUGGCAAAUGGGAAGCAACGCCCGAGGAUGAUGUGAGACACUGGUCCAAGUUCCAAUCUUUCUCACCUUUCUUGGGCCAAGUGGAGGCCGAUGGUGGGAAAUCUUUGAACCUGAGUAACUACCCAUAUAUAUUUAUGAGAUGGAAAGAGCAAUACUUUGUGAAUGUCGGAAUAGACUGUGGCUUGACCAUCGCUGGGUUUUACUAUGUUUGCUUCUCUUGCAGUGAUGGCUCUAUCAAUGGCUUCUAUUACGACCCUAACAGCAGCCCGUUUCAAAAGCUUGAGCUGAAGUCAACUAAUGAAGGGAGGUCGGGUUUCAGUUUCUCAUCAUAUCAGUUACAGUGAAGGACAAUGCAAGAGGUCAAGAAUUCUCGCAAUGCCCCUGUUCGAUUUGUUAGUGUUUAUUUUAAAUUAAAGGAAACAUAGUUCAUCUAAGCUGAGGGUGCAUUUGGAAGCAAUUUCAGCGAAGAAUGACUCGUAAAAUCUCAGUAGGACACAGUUUUCAUUGUAAAUAUUCUGAAAAGAAUGUGGCCUAUAUAACAAAUCGCUCCCCCGGACUCUUUGGCUUGGCUGGCUCUUAAGAACAGCUUUUCCAUAUAGCUGGAACUAUCUUUUACUCAACCUGACAAUUUGGAUAUCAUGUGUGCACUAUAAGUAUCAAUAACCCUGUUUUACCAUCGACUCAUCAAAAUGGAUGAUUCUGAUCAA